AUGGAGAAAGAACUCCACCAGAAGGUACGUGUCAGACACCUCAUUGUGAAGCCAGAACCCGACAUAUAUCCUCAAUGGGAUGACGACAAGGUUGAUGAUGCUCUUCACAAUUUGAUUACAGACAUUCUACAUGGGACUCUCGAUGAUACGUAUUGGUCCACGAAAGCACGUAAUGCACCAACAGCAAACAGAGAGAAAAGGAAAUUAUUGAGGGAAGAAGAAGCAUGUAUGAAGAAAAAAUCUCCAAAAGUGAAGACAUCUGCUCCAUGUGGAGAUGAUACAUUUCGGCAUGACCUAAUGGAAAUGAUGAACACGUUGACUACAAAGAUUGGAAGUAUGGAUACAAUUAUUGUUGAGAAGGUGUUGACUGCAGUAGAGACAACCAUUGACGCUAAAAUAGAUGCUAAAGUAGAUGCAAGGGUUUGUCAGGCCGAGCUGGUACUUAACAAGAAAAUCUACUUUCUGUUGUGA
Molecule: messenger RNA, 471 nt
Organism: Eruca vesicaria subsp. sativa (arugula)
Lineage: Eukaryota; Viridiplantae; Streptophyta; Magnoliopsida; Brassicales; Brassicaceae
Source: the annotation of a GenBank genome assembly